GGUGCUUUGUUGAUGUUAACAACCUUGGAAUAUCCACAGUGAAAAAGUUAAAGGCUAUUAGGGAAUGAACCAAAUCUAAGCCAUUAAACAAUCUAGGAAUCCUUUACGAAACUAAACUUCAAUGGAAGCAAGGAAGUUGAUUCACAUUGCUUUAUUUCUAGACUGCUAUAAAAGAGCAGUAAACACUAAAACAGAACAAACAAACUUAACCAAUCUCAUUUUUUGUCAUUUCUAAACCAGCCAAAAGGGCAUAAGAAACUUAAUAGCCACAAUGGCAAACGCCCCGAAUCCAAUGACCACAAAACAAUCAGCUCAUUUACAGUCUCAGCUGCCAAAAUUAUCAUGGGAUGCUGAAAAAAGCAACAUGCUGUUACCUUCUCAUUUAAGCAAGCCACUUCUAUUGGGGGGUUCUGAAAGAGGAGGCAUUUUCUUGACAUCUGAUGAUCAUGCCCUCUCCAAACAGAUUGAGCAGCUGCAUAGCCCUGAUGCUCGUAAUGUUGAUGUCAGACCGCUUUUCCAUCUUGUUGAGGAAAUAAUCCACCGUGCUACCCAAACUAUUGAAGCCCCUGCACUGGGUAAGAGGGAAGGAGAAGGGAGCAGACUUACCCUAAAUGGUCUUCAAGAAGUUCCUGAUUUGCCACUCAUUGUUGAACGGAUAUCAUCUGAGAUGACAUGCAAGUUACUGAGUGGUUUCGAUGCACACAAUACCACCCUCUCGGUGUUGAAUAUGUUGCCACACUUUUCUUGGGAAGCCAAGGUGGUUCUGACAUUAGCAUCAUUUGCUUUAACUUUUGGAGACUUCUGGCUUCUUUCCCAACUUUACUCUACAAAUGCCCUUGCAAAAUCAAUGGCACUUAUUAAGCGAUUACCUACGGUUGUGGAGCAUGCUGGAGCUUACAGGAACCAGUUCGAAGCAACAAAUAAACUUAUAAGGGCCAUGCUUGAUACGACCAGGUGUAUUGUUGAGUUUGGAGAGUUACCCACAAUGUAUAUCACAGAGGAAGAUCCUGAAGUCAAGGCUGCAAUGAGUCAUUUUCCUAUCGCUGUUUAUUGGAUCAUCAGAAGUGCUGUUGCUGCUGCAACCCAAAUUACAACCAUGUCAAGCAAGGGAAUUGAGUAUAUGUCAGCUACCUCCGAAUCAUGGGAGCUCUCCAACUGGGCUCACAAGCUUAAAACUAUCAAUGACCAUCUCAGAGACACCUUAACCAACUUGUAUAGGCUCAUAGAGGACAAGAAGCAGACUAAUGCCUAUAAUUUGAUCAAGAAAGUUAUCUACCACACAAUGCAUAUUGAUAACACAAAAGUCCUAAAGACCCUGAUCUAUGCUGAUGACGAUGUGCCUCCACUAUAUGAUGCUUCUGCCAAGAGAAGGGUCCACCUUGAGGUGUUGAAGAGGAAAAAUGUGUUAUUACUCAUAUCAGGCCUAGAUAUCAGUCAUGACGAACUGUUCAUUCUUGAGCAAAGCUACACUGAGUCUAAGGCUCAUGCAUAUGAGAUUGUAUGGAUCCCAGUGAUUGACCGCUCAGUCCAAUGGACAGAAGCCAUGGAAGUUAAGCUUGAGACCUUGAAAGCCUCAAUGCCUUGGUACUCCGUUCAUCAUCCAUCAAUAAUCGGAAAUGCAGUCUCCAAGUUCCUUAUAGAUGAUUGGCACUAUCGAGGUAAGCCUAUGCUUGUGGUUCUGGACCCUCAGGGAAAAGUUCUGAGCCCAAAUGCAAUCCACAUGAUGUGGAUCUGGCAAAGCCAAGCUUUUCCGUUCACAAGCAUAAGGGAGGAAGAUCUUUGGGAGCAGGAAACAUGGAGACUCGAACUGCUUGUUAGCGGCAUUGAUCAGAAAAUUCUAGACUGGAUCAGAGAAGAAAAGUACAUUUUCUUGUACGGAGGAGACGACCUAGAAUGGAUCAGAAAGUUCACAAAGGAGGCACAUGCAGUAGCAAGAACUCUGCGAAUUCCACUUGAAAUGGUGUAUGUGGGAAGGAGCCAUAACAAGGAGCUGGUGCGUAAAGUUUGUGCAGCUAUAACAGUUGAGCAGCUAAGUCACUGCUGGCAAGACCCAACCUUUGUUUGGUAUUUCUGGACAAGAAUAGAGAGCAUGGUGUUCUCAAAAAUCCAACUAGGGAAAAUCCAUGACCAUGCUGAUAUAAUACUGCAAGAGAUCCAAAGGCUACAUAGCCAUGACAAAUCCCAUGGUGGAUGGGCAAUAUUAGCAAAAGGGUCAACAAUUGUAGUACACGGUCAGGGUAAGCUUGCCUUGACAACUCUUCAAGAAAUGGAGAGUUGGAAGGAACGUGCUAGAAGAGAGGGAUUUGAAGUUGGGUUUGGAACUCAUUACAAAGAGCUACAUAUGAAGGAAUAUCCAUGUCAUAGGAUUGAGUUUCCCUCUAGUGUAAGGAUUCCAAAUAGUAUGCUUUGCCCAGAGUGUCGUCGUCAUAUGCACAGGUACAACUCUUUUCUCUGCUGCCAUGAAGAUUACACUGCUGCAGCUGAGAUUUCACCCGCAGUUGCUGCUGCUGCAACUGCUGCUGCUCAAUAUGAAGCCUAACUCACACUUUAAAUCACUCACGCUGAUUUCAUUUUACUACCAACAUAUAUUAUUAGAAUAAGGACCCAAAAGGAGAGGUAGCGAGGUACCUCAUUUGCAAUCUGGCUUUUGGUAUCUUUUUUUUUUUUUUUUUUUUGAGGGACUGUAUUUUGGUAUCUUGCUGUUGCAAGGAUAUUCAAUCUUCUAGUUUUAUUUUCCUGUAUAACUCCCUCCACCUUAUUCUAUGUCAUUUUACUUUUUUCUUUGA
Molecule: messenger RNA, 2786 nt
Organism: Spinacia oleracea (spinach)
Lineage: Eukaryota; Viridiplantae; Streptophyta; Magnoliopsida; Caryophyllales; Amaranthaceae
Product: protein SIEVE ELEMENT OCCLUSION B
Exons: 7
Coding region: 272-2539 (755 amino acids)
Biological process (GO): phloem development
Source: RefSeq, a predicted model, not a curated record